This is a messenger RNA of [Torrubiella] hemipterigena, 4813 nucleotides long. The record is from the annotation of a GenBank genome assembly. NCBI's taxonomy places the organism in Eukaryota, Fungi, Ascomycota, Sordariomycetes, Hypocreales, Clavicipitaceae.
AUUGGGGCACGUGGUUGCUAACCUGCACCGCCCGCCGAUCGGCGCCAGCACCAACGUUUCUUCUCCAACCUGCACUAGCGUCUCCUCACCACACAUGCAUCAAACAGUGAGACGUCACCAACGACCUCACACGGUCUUUGCUGUCUAUUAUUUAUUAUAAAUUUAUAAAUAUUAUCAUUUCUACCCUUUAUAUCCGGAUGCAGUCUCUUCUAUUUGCUUCUUCGCGCGAUGAAACGGUGAUGCCAAUCAGCAAAAACACCACAGACCACCGACAUCACACGACGGCAUACUUAUCAUCUGCACCGAGGCCAUGACUGCCACAAUCAAUCAGAUUGGCGACUAUACCAUGUCCAAGGCGCUGCAGUUCGGACAGUGGCUCGCCACUCCUACUGGUCGCGGAGUCCUGAAAUGCACCAUCGCCUAUACCAUAGCCAGUCUGGCAACCUUUGCCUCGCCGCUGUCAGCGUUCUUUGGGAAACCAGACGGCAAGCAUGUCGUCGCCACAAUUACUGUCUACUUUCAUGCUUCGCGCUCUGCCGGUUCCAUGAUUGAAGCUACCCUUAUUGCUAUUGUCGCCGUGGCCUACGCCGAGGCUGUCUCCAUCUUGUCCAUGGCUACGUCCGUCCUGUUCGGAUCUGUUUUGGGCUUGGUGACCCUAGCGUACGUUUUAGUCGUCCUGGUCUUCAUUGGGGGUGGCUUUGGCUUCAUGGCAUGGGUUAAACAGCGCAUGGGCAACCCACUCGUCAACGUUGCCAGUACCCUGGCCUCGCUGGCCAUUAUUGGCGUCGUCACAAAGGAAAAUGCAGUUAUAUCGAAUGUUUUUUCCAAUCAAAAGAUUGUCCAAGUCUUCAAGAUGCUUCUGAUGGGCAUUGCAUCUGCUGCAGCUGUCAAUCUCUUGCUCUGGAGGGUGUCGGCACGGGCUCUACUACGACAGUCACUCUCAACGGCCUCGAUUUCUCUCGCCAAGACUCUAUCCGUCAUAACCGCCAGCUUUUUAAUCGGCGCUCAGGAUGAUUUGGCUGACAAAGAGCUCUCGACAGCUUCUUCAGUGUACAGCACUACGUACAAGCAAGUCACCAAGAAUCUGCGGGAAGCAAUGUUUGAGCAUUACUUCGUUGGUCGCGAUAAUGUGUACGCUGUAGAGAGGUCUAGUGCUAUAGCUAUUGCCACUCUUGCGCAGUCUGUUGGCGGGCUAAGAAGUGCAGCUACCAGCCAAAUCGCUCUAUUACACCAAAUCUCUGCCAACAUCCGUCGACCGUCACAGGGAGCUGCCGUAGACGAAUCGGAAGUGUUAGAUUCGGCGCCUAGUUCGAACUCUAGAAAAGGAAAACAUCGCUUAAAUACCCCUUUGGAUGCAUUUGAUCUCUUUGUCAGCAUGAUCAAACCACAUAUGGAAUCGUUGGCGGAAAGUCUCGUCAAGGUUCUCUCGGAGCCACCAUUUGGAGAGGCUCCAAGCUACACCGUUACCGUCAACAACGAACUACGAUGGCAGUUGACUAACCGCCUCUCGUCUUUCAAUUUGGCCAGAGCAGACGCCUUGGAGCAGCUGUACCAGCUUAUGGAGCAGAACAAGGAGAUUUCCAGGUCUGCGCAGGCAGAGUUUGAAGAAAUAGCCGCUGCUUGUGGGCAUUUCAGCUUCAGUCUUCAAAGUCUGGGAGAGGAGAUGCAAAAAUAUUUGGAUGUAAUUGAAGAUCUUCGCGACGUCACCCACCUCAAGCAGAGGUCGUGGUAUUGGCUGAUGUGGUGGCGAAAGGACACCUCGCGCGGCAUCUCGACCAUGCCGUAUGAGACACCAGAGACUGAGACCCUUCAUAAUCCAGCCCCUCCAAAGGCGAUUUCAGAGUCCAUAAGGGAGCGAAGAGAUACAUAUAGCUGGGAUGCUGCACCCAAUGCCAGCCGGGUAGUGUCGACUGUUUCUCAGUAUAUUUUGAGGUUAGCCAGAAAGAUGGCACAAGACGACAUUAGAUUUGGAAUAAAGGUAGGUAUCGGUGCGUCCCUGUGGGCUAUGCUGGCAUUCAUCGAAGGGACACGAGACUGGUACAAUCACUACCGUGGUGAAUGGGGUCUCUUGUCCUUUAUGAUUGUUUGCUCAAUGACAGUAGGCGCAUCCAACACGACCGGGUGGUCCCGUUUCGUAGGAACCUUUCUUGGAGCGGCAUUCUCCAUUGUCAACUGGACUAUCAGCCAAGGUAAUGCCGUGGUCCUCGUGAUCUUGGGAUUCAUGGUCAGCUACUUCAACUUUUAUCUCAUUGUCGCCCGUGGCAAGGCACCGCUUGGACGCAUGACGCUGCUUGCCUACAAUGUCUCAACGCUUUAUGCGUACAGUCUAAGUCAGAAAGUAGAUGAGGGCGAUAAUGACGAAGGUGGCACACAUCCAGUGAUCAUGGAAAUCGUCAAACACCGUGUAAUGUCGGUUAUGGCCGGAAUUAUUUGGGGUCUAGUCGUUUGUCGUGUCAUCUGGCCUAUAUCCGCUCGCCGAAAAUUCAAACAAGGCAUCUCGACUCUCUACCUCCAAAUGGGUCUCAUCUGGAAGCGAGGACCGUUGGCUAUCUUAUUGCGCAGCGACUGUACGCAAAACUAUUUAAAGUCCGGGGAGCUGGCAGAUAUGCAGUUGGAUGCUGACAGACUAGAGUCACUUCGGCAGUCCGCAGCGUCUGAGUUUGAGCUUCGUGGUCCGUUUCCAUUUGAUGCUAGUGGCAGUAUCAUGCGCAGUACGAACCGUAUUCUGGACGGCUUCUACGCCAUGAGCCUGGUGACACAGCUCAAGGGAAAUCUUACACCAGGCGAGCGAGCCUUGCUGCAGUAUACUGCGACAGAACGGGCGGUACUGUGUGAUCGCAUCUGUCACAUCUUCCAGGUAUUGGCUAGCUCUAUCAUGCUAGAGUAUCCGUUGACGGAUGCAGUACCUAGCAUAGUAAAUGCUCGCGACAGGCUUCUUAGCAAGAUCUUCCAGUUCCGUUCUGCUCGUUUGGCAGACAACACACACGGUAGAUCAGAGGCUGAAACUAGUCAGGGCAACAUGAGAAGGGGUUCGUCGACGGUUGGUGGUGACGAUCUAAUAGACGAUACACUGCUCGAGAUUAAGGUGGAGGAAAGGGACUACGCACUGCUUUAUGCAUACGCGCUGGUGACAGGUCAGGUUGCUGAUGAGCUCACACUUGCAGAAAAGGAGAUGCAGGGCCUUUUUGGUGUUUUGAGUAGCUAGAGAUGCCAUUCGAAUGGAACAUUUCUGAUUUAUAAUAUUUGGCUUUUGACUCAUGGAAGUCGAAAGAGUGCAUGCUGCUGAUUGCUAAGCUAGACUUAUAGUACAUAUAUAUGUGAUAAAUCUGAUGGACUUUAGAUCUAGUUAUUUAUACUCAAGGCCUGGGAUAUCGCACACCGGCAUUUAUUAGGGAGCUGAGCACACAGUGGCCUUGGCUCAGACCGUACGCGGAUAUAUGCGCACACACGAGCCAUGGCCUGCUGUGCCUGUUGGCGACAAUGGUCCGAGGGCCCUCGGUUUCGUAUCAUAUUGAGUGCCAAAAUAGCCUGUUCAACGGCCCUGAACGAAUCGAUAGACAUGAUAGCAAGCUCUUCUGAUUCCUGGAUAGUGGCAGUGGCGACUUGGACAACCGCUUCCACCGAGAGUUCUGGAAGUGUCCCAGAUAUCAGGAUCGAUGUAGAGCUGAGAAUAUUACUAAGCUUCUUGCAAGCAAUCAUAUCCUGAGAUUCGUGGGAACUAUCUUCAACUCGUUCGUAAUGGGGUGCAAAGUGAGGAACCAGUGGCCCGUGACCGAUCGCUUGCUUGAUGGCGGCAAGUGCAGAAAAGUCGCGAUCAGCAUACACUGGAAGAUCUUGACGCUGCGGCUGGGAGCAUUGUAAUAGAAUUUGAUCAAUCUGGUAAUCGAAAUCCGUCUUGGUCCGGUGAAGAAAGGGUAUUCGAAUCCACUCUGGAGUUCCUAGUAUGCACGGCUCUGGGCUAAUGGCAAGUAAUCCAGACUUGGACAAGUGUUAGCAACCGCAUCCUUUUUUCAAUAGCUGUUAUCUUACUAUAAUGAAUCUCAAGUGCCAAAACAUGUCGAAGAAUGGAGAACUUUGACAGCGGACUGGGCCAACAAGUCUCAAUAAAUCGAGGGCACCGCGGGCAUGUAUCAUGGCUGCCUCUUGUUCCACUAGUUUGCGCGGCAAAGACGCAGGCGCAGAAAUGGCAAACUCAAGAAGAAGUAAAGCCAUGAUCACACGGUAAAGUACUAUUUCUUGGUCCACAGGUCCAUCAUUGUGUAAAAGUUGUGCAACUUGGAGGCGCUGUUGGCUAGUCGCCUUCAUGUACCGUGAGAAUGCUGCGGUUCCAAGCGCAUCAUCGCCUGCAUGAAGCGCGCGGAAUGAUUCAACUGUAGCAGUCAAUGGUAAUAAGAAUGCUUGUUGUAUGUUCUGCGGUAAGGAAAGACUCGCGAGUCUAAAGAACCAUGGAUACUGGAGCCAUGGGGCUUGGUGGUGAGACCCGACUCGGAUCGCUAGUUGGGAAAGUAGUCCCUGUUCUUUUGGCGAUGGGGGUGCAUGAGGUAUGUUAUGCGUCGUUAGCUAACAAGGUCAGCGCGCUAGUCGUAGUGUGUAUUAUCCAAGAGCAUCUUUCGCCUACCUGUGCUAUGGGCAGCAGUGUCGUGGAUGGGUUAGAUUGUGGUGAACGAGAGCUACGAGAAGAGCUCGAUGAUAUACGAGGUGAAUGAUGAUGACUAGCCGUCGCUCGCGCAUGAAAGUAUAUCGGACCCGAACUUGAUCCAGGGCAAGGUUUCCCGAGACGCCUGCACUGGGAGCAACAUGGCGUUUUUUGAUC